AUGAAUAAGAUCCCCAUGCUCAAAGCAAUCCUGGCGGCCGCUACCAAGCCAGUGCACCUGGUGGCUACGACCUGGUCUCCUCCGGCCUGGAUGAAGACCAACGACCAGUAUACAGGCUUCAGCCGGUUGAAGCCAGAGUAUUAUCAGACUUAUGCUGAUUACCAUGUAAAGUUUCUAGAGAAAUAUACUGCCGAAGGGAUACCCAUCUGGGGUAUAACGACUACAAACGAGCCGAUCAACGGAGUGUUCAACUUGGCCUCCUUCAACUCUCUUGGCUGGUCCCCGAGUGAUAUGGGAAGUUGGAUAGUGAAUAACUUGGGACCAACGAUACGGAAUUCCACCUUCAAAGAUCUGAAGAUCAUCACUCUGGAUGACCAGCGAGUCACCAUUCCCGUUUGGUUUAAUUUGAUGAUAAAGAAGUAUCCAGAAGCUCUUCAAUACAUAGACGGAGUGGGAGUCCACUACUACACAGACAAAUUCGUCCCCGCGUCGGUUUUGUCCCUGAUUUCCAAUUCUCACCCGGACAAGUUCAUACUGGCAACUGAAGCUUGUGAAGGUUCAAUGCCAUGGCAAACCGAGAAAGUGAUCUUGGGCUCCUGGACCAGAGCAAAAAGCUAUAUCGUUGACAUCAUUGCGGAUCUGAACCACAACGUGAUCGGCUGGAUAGACUGGAACCUCUGCCUGAACGACCAAGGAGGCCCCAACUGGGUGAAGAACUACGUAGACUCCCCGAUCAUCGUCUACCCUGAGAAGAACGAGUUCAUAAAGCAGCCCAUGUACUACGCUAUGGGGCACUUCUCCAAAUUCGUGCCGAGGGGCUCCAGAAGAAUUAAGUCUACGGAGAAGAAGUCGCUUCUGUCAUCUUCUUUGGACAAUGUGGCUUUCAUCACGCCGUACAAUACAGUAGUCGUCGUCGUUCAUAAUGGUGGGGGACAGAGAGAUAUCUGCAUAAAAUUGGGCAAAACAAAGGCCACGGUGUCAUUAGCGAGCAAAUCUGUGGUCACCGUGGAAUUCCCCAUAGAACAAUAACGAAGAACGGACAUGUAUUUUAUUAUAAUUUAUAUAAAUGAUGGUAACAUGACUGUAAAAGUUACGAGACCGGUUAUUUAUUUAAUAAAAAUUUUGUUACUUAAAAUCUAC
This is a messenger RNA of Ostrinia furnacalis (Asian corn borer), 1140 nucleotides long. RefSeq names its product lysosomal acid glucosylceramidase-like. The coding region runs from base 1 to 1029 and encodes 342 amino acids. Gene Ontology annotation, biological process: glucosylceramide catabolic process. The transcript has 8 exons. The record is from RefSeq and is a predicted model, not a curated record. NCBI's taxonomy places the organism in Eukaryota, Metazoa, Arthropoda, Insecta, Lepidoptera, Crambidae. Gene Ontology annotation, molecular function: glucosylceramidase activity.